This is a messenger RNA of Bipolaris zeicola 26-R-13, 4572 nucleotides long. Its product is annotated as glycosyltransferase family 57 protein. Gene Ontology annotation, molecular function: hexosyltransferase activity. NCBI's taxonomy places the organism in Eukaryota, Fungi, Ascomycota, Dothideomycetes, Pleosporales, Pleosporaceae. The coding region runs from base 1 to 4572 and encodes 1523 amino acids. The record is from RefSeq and is a predicted model, not a curated record. The transcript has 13 exons.
AUGGCAGAGCUGUAUCCGUCGCUUGCCCAGUGCGCCGUCGUGGCCACGGCGCUCAAGGUGCUACUGUUUCCUGCAUACAAGUCGACCGACUUUGAGGUCCACCGCAAUUGGCUAGCUCUAACCCACUCCCUGCCCAUCAAAGAGUGGUACUAUGAAAAAACUUCGGAAUGGACCCUUGACUAUCCGCCCUUCUUCGCCUACUUUGAGUGGCUCUUGUCUCAAGCCGCCCCAUAUGCUGACGCUGGCUUGCUCAACGUGAAAGACCUGGGCUAUGACAGCUGGCAGACCAUUUACUUCCAGCGCACUACCGUCAUCCUCACUGAACUGGUUCUCGUCUACGCUUUGCAUCUCUAUGUGAAGACGUCAAAGUCCAAAGUCACAGCCCAUGCUGCUGCUCUCUCAGUUCUCUUGUCUCCAGGACUCUUGAUCAUCGACCACAUCCAUUUCCAGUAUAAUGGCUUUCUCUACGGUAUCCUGGUAUUGUCAAUGGUCCUUGCACGCAACAGCUCUACGCUUCUGCUAUCUGGCCUUCUCUUUGCUGCCCUCCUGUGCUUCAAGCACAUCUAUCUCUAUCUCGCCCCGGCCUAUUUUGUCUAUCUCCUACGUGUUUAUUGUCUGGGUAAUCACUCAUCGUUUCCCUACUUCAACAUCCAGUUCUUCAACUGUGUCAAACUAGGAGUCGGCAUCAUUACGGUAUUCGCAGCAGCCUUUGGUCCGUUCGCACUAUGGGGUCAGCUGGCGCAAGUAGUCAGUCGCCUGUUCCCCUUCUCCCGCGGAUUGUGUCACGCCUACUGGGCGCCAAACGUUUGGGCAAUGUAUUCCUUUACGGACCGGGUGCUGAUCUACUUGGCACCACGGCUCGGACUGCAUGUCGACCAGGAGGCAGUGAAUAGCGUAACGCGAGGUCUAGUUGGAGACACCUCCUUUGCUGUGCUGCCCGACAUAGUUCCAUUGACUUGCUUCCUCCUCACGCUCGGAGCGCAGAUACCUGUUCUUCUCCGACUCCUCUUCAAGCCUACCUGGGAAGCCUUUGUCGGCGCCGUCACGCUCUGUGGCUACGCAUCGUUUCUCUUCGGCUGGCACGUCCACGAAAAGGCAAUUCUGCUUGUCAUUAUUCCCUUCAGUCUGAUAGCGCUCCAAGAUCGCAGAUAUUAUGGGGCUUUUCGGCCCUUGGCUGUUGCCGGUCACGUGUCGUUGUUCCCGCUACUGUUCACUGCAGCCGAGUUUCCCGUCAAGACGGUUUAUACCAUCUUUUGGCUUGUCUUAUUUCUGAUUGCCUUUGACCGGCUAGCUCCAGCAUCACCCAAACCUCGCAUAUUUCUGCUCGAUCGGUUCUCUUUGCUCUACAUAACGCUUUCGAUACCUUUGAUUGCGUAUUGCUCACUUGUUCUCUUCAAGCGCAAACCCGUCAAGCUUGAACCCCGGCCCAAAAAUCUCGACGAUAAUGCCGAAGUGUGGCAUAUCGAGCAGACUGGAGAGGUUUUUGUCGACUAUGAGCGCUACCUCGAACGGCUGGACUUCUACCAACAGGCAAGAGAACCACACUUCACAUGCCAGGCGACUGGGCAUUCCGGUUACACUUAUUUCGAGGCCCAAGAGAGCGAGGUAGGCUCCACGUCAAUAAUCGUCAAGGCCGACGAGGAGGUAACAUCCGUGCAGACGGAAGCUUCCAAAGAGAUCAAUAGCAUCUUCCCUGAUAGCUUGAAGUCUCCUGUUCUUCACUAUGUCCAGUUUCAGGAUCACGAGCGCAUAGACGACCUAGUAAAUGACGUUUACGAUCAUUUCAAGGAGCAAUUCAUGCUGCAUGACCGUGUAUCUAUCGAGGGAGAUAAUCCACGCCGAUUUGGUACAAUCACUCAGAUUACAGAUAACAGUCGAAUGCACAGUAUGUUCACUGGCCAAUCGAUGGACGAUAACAUCCGGACGUACACUUACGUAAUCACCAUGGAAGACACUGGGGAAAACGUGACAAAGUACAAAGCUUCAGACCUCCACCGAGACAAGAAAACUUUCUCAAAGCUUCUUCUAAAGGCCUUUCUUCGUAAUGCCCUCAAACGUGAGGACUGGCUCAAAGCCCCAUGGAUGGUCAAAGACAGUUUAGCCAAGCGCUAUGAUAUUCCAACCAAGAUCCCCGAUAAUAAGACACGGGAGGCUAUAAUCGCUGCUAGAAAGGCUGCUCACGGCAUACCUAACGGCGCCACACAGGCGGUUCAACAGCCGUACCCACCGCACGUAUCAAACGGUCACAGUUCGCACAUAAAUGGCCAACGGCCACCUCUUCCUCCCGGACCAGGCCAGCCCACAUUCGUCAACUUCUCUUCAAAUGCACCUCCCUACCCCCAACAAAAUCUGCCCCAUCCUUUUGUGGCUCUGAAUGGCCCUCCACCGCAGUACUUGUUCAAUGCGCCGCCGAUGUACAAUAACGGGCCACAGCCUAUCCAGACCUUUGGACAGCCACAGCAGGUAUUAUCCAAUCUCCCGGCGCAUCUAACUCCCCAUCUGAUGCAGAUGCCUCCACAGGGAAAUGGUCAUCCAGUCAAUUUUCCAUUUCAAACCACAUUUCCUCAUCAACAGGCCCCCAGACCCUCGACUGUUGCACAGCCGCAACAAGCACCUCCACCAGCUCGCCCUGUCGAAUACAUCAAGUACCCAUGCGAAGAUCUCGAAAUCAAGCAUCCCCGUCUUCAAGUAAACAGGCCACCUUUGAAGUUCUUCUCUGAUGAUGUACCCGAUGGAGUCGAGCCUCCACCUGAGGAAAAGAAGACGGGUAUUCUGAUGAAGAGCAUUGGCCCAUUGCUAUGCAUUUGGGAAACGCUCAACGUCCAUGACACAGUCUACAUGCUCGACUCUUUCACGUUCGACGACUUCGUCGAUGCCAUGCGCUUUUCACACGAAACAGUUGAGUGUGAACUGUUUGUUGAGAUGCACUGUGCUAUAUUGAAGCAAAUCAUUAGCGAGUCAGGUAAAAUUCAGAGUUCCUUGCCAAACAUGGAUGACGACUCGUCGGAUGAGGAGUCCAGCAGCGAGUCAACCCCGACUCCUGAGCCUGAGCCACCAGUUAGGACUACCCGCAGCAGCUUGAGGAAGUCGGGUGCCGCACAGCUACUUGCAAAACAACGCACGCCCACACCCGAACCACCGAAGGAGAUUCAUAAGGCUGCAGAAUUUGUCGCAGAAUUUGACUGGAUCGAACAGUGCAAGGUGCGCAACUUCACCGAGGGCGGAUGGCAGUCCAUCAUCGUAGCCUUACUCCAUCGUCUUUCGUUUGACCCUGCCAGGAAGGAGGCUUGUGAUGAGAUUCUUGCGCAAUUGGUCCCGCCAGAGGAGGAAGAACCCACUACCCUCACCAUUGCCGAGAAUUACAACAACCUGGAUGUCAAUCUCCGCAUCUCGGCACUUGAGAUGCUUCUCAGCUUGACUGUUGGCACCGAGAACUUCCGAGAUCAACUCACUGCCGCCGCUCAGGAGAUGACUCGUCUGCGGAAAGAGAAGAUUGAGUAUCAGCGCAAGAGGAAGGAACUAGCCGAUGAGCUCUGCAAGCUGGACUUGGAGCGAAAGAUCCAUCUGCCUGAUAACACUCCCGCAUCGCCUACUGAUGCCAAGGCGAGCGAAGAAGCAGACGUAUCCAUGGUCAGUGCUAAUGAGGACACCAAAGACGCGGUUGCUGCCGAAACCAACGAUGAAGAUGAUACCACUGCUUCCAAAACAAGAACUCGUCCAUCAAACAAGAACAAGCGCAAGGCUGCCGCCGAAGAUGCCCGCAAAGAGAAGGUGAAGAAGGCAAAGGCCGAGGCCGAGAGGAACAAGAAACAAAAGGAAUGGGAAAAGCUUCUAGCGGCGAUCGAGAGAAAGAAGGAUGAACUCAAGGACUGCGAGGCCAACAUCAACGAACUUGAUGAUGACCUCCGUGAGACCUUGGUGCACCGCAGCAAGAUUCUUGGCAAGGAUCGAUUCCUCAACAAGUACUACUGGUUUGAACACAAUGGCAUGCCGUUUGGUGGUGUCCCGAACAGUUCUACUGCUGAGUAUGGCUACGCCAAUGGGCGAAUCUGGGUACAGGGUCCUAGCGAGUAUGAACUGGGUCCGAAUCUGGAGGAGCCUGCCCUCACUCAAGACAUGGAGCGUUUCGGUUACACUGUCCCUCAGCGCAAAGAGCGCGAGGAAGGUUCUACGCAUCUCUCAACGGCUACUGAGUGGGGAUACUACGAUGACCCCGAAGACAUUGACAAGCUGUUAGCCUGGCUAGAUGAGCGCGGAUUACGGGAACGUGCGCUGCGUAAAGAGCUGCAGGCUUUCCGUGAUCGCAUUGCAAAGUACAUGCUGAAGAUGCAGCAACAUCUACAAGAAUCAAACAAGCCUGAGGAGGAGGAAGAAGAGGACGAAAACAAGCCCCGGGUGUCGACGCGAAACAAGACCCAGGCCGACGAGGCCCCCAAGGAUCGUUGUCUCCACUGGACCAACAGCAUCAUGCGCGACGAGUUUGGUUACAACCACUUCGAGGAGUAUGAGCCACCUAAGAAGGGCAAAGCGAAGACUGCAAAAGCGAACAAGGCUAAGGGCCGUGGACGCUAA